Colletotrichum spaethianum is the source of this 1215-nucleotide messenger RNA. RefSeq names its product acyltransferase LovD. The record is from RefSeq and is a predicted model, not a curated record. Bases 1 to 1215 code for a protein of 404 amino acids. Lineage: Eukaryota; Fungi; Ascomycota; Sordariomycetes; Glomerellales; Glomerellaceae. The transcript has 4 exons.
AUGCAGAAGGAAAUCGAAAUGGAAUUUGAGUCGACCAUCAACUCGGGCCAGAUCCCUGGCGUCGUGCUGAUGGCCAAAGACAAGUCGGGUACGAAACUCAAUUAUACCCGUUGCUACGGAACCAGGACUCCCCGGACCGGAACCGAGCCUACUACGACACCUACAAUGACGGUGGAUACGCCGAUGCGUCUCGCAAGCGCCUCGAAAAUCAUUACUGCGGUAAUGGCCAUGCAGUGUGUCGAGCGCGGAAUCCUCUGUCUGGACGGGGACGUUGCCGACCUUUUGCCAGAAGUAGGGGAGAUGAAGGUUUUGGACGGUUUUGAGAAAGAUUCGCAGCCAAAUUUGAGAGACGCGGAAUGCGCUGUUACUCUGAGGCACCUCUUAACCCACACUUCGGGCAUCAGCUACGUCGUAGAAGACCCGAAUCUGAUACGAUACCGCGAUCUUGGUCUCAUUGCGCAACCGAACGCGGGAAGAAUCGCAGAACGCUUCAAGUACCCGCUGAUACACGACCCAGGGAGGCGGUGGUCCUACGGCCCCAACCUCGAAUGGACAGGGAAACUCAUCGAGCGCGCCACCGGCAUGACCUUGGAGCAGUACAUGCAGGACAAUAUUUGCGCGCCGUUGGGCGUCACCGACAUGACCUUCAAGCUACAGGAGCGUCCGGGCAUGAUGGCCCGCCGGGCGGAUAUGAGCAAGCGCGACGAGGAGGGUGUACCCCGGAUUGAGGAAGCGAGCUACUACCAAUCCGACCCGGAGGAUUGUUUCGGGGGAAUGGGCAUCUUCGCAAGCCCGGCGGCCUUUAUGGCGUUUUUGCAGUCGCUCCUAGCGAAAGACGGCAAACUUUUGUCGGCAGAUACAGUUGAAGCCAUGUUACGGCCGCAGCUCGAUGACGAGUGCGAACAGUCUCUUAACGACGAGCUCGACGCCCGCCAGGAGACAAACCAUGGGGGCCUCCUGCCACAAGUGGGCAUUAAGAGGAGCCACGGGUUGGGCGGCUUGCUGAUCUUGGAAGACUGUGACGGCGGAGAUUGGAGGCAAAAGGGAUCGAUGGGCUGGGGCGGGUUUCCAAACCUGUAUUGGUGCAUUGAUCCUGCUGCUGGGCUGUGCAUCCUCAUUGCGUUCCAGCUUAUACCCUGGGCUGACAAGAAAUGUGUUGAGCUUGGUCGGCUAUUCGAGCGAGCCAUGUACGAGCAGCUGAAGGAUAAAAUGUGA